Molecule: messenger RNA, 3897 nt
Organism: Cydia pomonella (codling moth)
Lineage: Eukaryota; Metazoa; Arthropoda; Insecta; Lepidoptera; Tortricidae
Exons: 1
Coding region: 1-3897 (1298 amino acids)
Biological process (GO): DNA integration
Molecular function (GO): nucleic acid binding
Source: RefSeq, a predicted model, not a curated record
AUGGCUAAGGUAGAGUCACCAAUGAUAGAUAUCUUGGCUGACGACGCUUCUACCGGUGAAGGCAUUGAUAUGUUGAUUGGAAAUGAUUUAUACUUUUCAUUUAUCAGAAAGAGUGUUGAUUUGGGAAAUAAUACCUUUCUUGUGGAUUCUGAUUUUGGUUGGUUCCUCGCAGGAAGUGCUACUAACAGCAGGGAAGGGGAGACUCUAUCAGUGGCUACAUAUUGCCAGUGCCAUGAAAUCAAUCAAGACUUUUUUACAGAACCAGAUCUUCCUCUGCGUACCAUAGAUGUCAAAUUUUUAUGGUCACUUGAGAGCAUCGGGAUAUGUGAUUCUCCAAAAACUACAUGUGAGGAAGAAGCCGUCCAGCACUUUAACAAGACUGUCAAAUACAGUGAAGGAAGGUAUCAGGUCAAGUGGCCGUGGAUAGAGUAUCCACCAAAAUUGCCUACUAACUUUGGACUUGCCUUUGGAAGAUUAAAGGGUGUAAUACGAAGAUCAAAUAAAGAAGUCAUGACAGAGUAUGAGAAAAUCUUAAACGAACAACUUCAAGCUAACAUAAUAGAAAUUGUGGAUCCUACCAUUCCUGCUGACCAUCCAGUUCACUAUCUACCUUUUCAUAUGGUUCAACAGAAGGGAAAAAGGGGUCGGCUGGUCUACGAUGCUUCAGCUAAGCUGAAAAACGAGAAAAGCUUGAAUGAGUGCUUAUACAGAGGUCCGAAUAUGCUGGAAGACCUUACAGGUUUAAUACUGAAAUUUAGAAUUGGGAAAAUUGCUAUCACUGCUGAUGUUGAAAAGGCUUUUCUUCAGGUUGGUUUACAAGAAGAGGACAGGGAUGUGACCAGGUUUCUCUGGGUCAAAGAUUUAGAAAAGGAACUAUCUGAAGACAAUAUCAUGCAAUAUAGGUUCUGCAGAGUGCCCUUUGGAGUAAUAUCGAGCCCUUUUCUCUUAGCGGCAACAAUUCGAUAUCACAUUUCAAAGACUAACAAAAGUCUUCUUCCUGUGAUAGCAGAUAAAUGUUAUGUAGACAAUUUAGUGACGUCCGUUCAAUCAAGAGAAGAGGCUCUCAAUUUGUAUGCUCAAACUACAAACUCAUUUAAAGAAUUAGGAAUGAACAUACGAGACUGGAUGUCUAACGACAAAGAUUUUGUAGACAAGAUUCCCAAGCUAAAGAGAGCAAAACAGGAAAGUGAAAUGAAGAUCCUCGGUUUGAUAUGGAAUUUGGAAAAUGACACUUUACGGCUCAAACUGAAUAACGAAACUUUUGAGAGUGAGAUCACAGACAGAGGUAUUACAAAGAAAGGAGUCCUGAGAGUGCUAGCACGUCUGUAUGAUCCAUGCGGGUUUGUAUCACCACUCAUGCUACCAGGAAAACUCUUGUUUCAGGAGAUCUGCACUAGGAAGUUAAAAUGGGAUGAGAUUCUGCCUGAAGACUUGUUGACAUCAUGGAGGAACAUAAUUGAGAAUUUAAAAGUGGUUAAGAAUGUAGAAUUGCCAAGACAUGUUGCAAGUGGAUCAAAGUCGGAAUGUACGAAGUAUGAACUACAUUGCUUCACUGACGCAUCUAUGGAUGCAUAUGCAGCAGUCGUUUAUCUGCGCGUCAUAACUGGAAAGCAAGUAUCAACUUCGUUUCUCAUGUCCAAAUCCAGAAUAACUCCAGCAGAAGACAAGAGUGAUCUCAAAAUUCCUAGACUUGAAUUGCUAGGGUAUCUCAUAGGAAGUAGACUUCUGAGAUAUGUUAAAAGCCACAUAGACCUAAAUAUAUGCAAGAUAUAUUUGUGGACGGAUAGUCAAGUUGUUAUUGCUUGGAUCAAAUCAAGUAGGCUACUUCCACCAUUUGUAUUGAGAAGAGUCAAUGAGAUCAAGCAAAUUAAGGACAUCUUGGGUGCAGAGCUGCGCUAUGUCAACUCAAAAGAAAACCCUGCAGACGUAGCUACCAGGCCAGAAUUGUGGCAUCAUAGACAGGAUCUAUGGCUCCAUGGUCCAGAUUUUCUUCUACAAGACCAAAAUGAUUGGCCUAAGGAGCAGAGGUAUGAAGAAAUGUGCUUGGCUGGGAGGGCUCUGGACACGGUGGAUGGUCCAGAGAUGACAAUGAAAGGCUAUGAAGACCAAGAUAAUGAUCCUAACUUUUCUGAAAUGGAGGAUAAUCCUGCAGCCACUGCACUUCAUGAUUCUGUGCAAAACCCAUCUGAUGAAGAAAAGUGUGAAGAGACAGUGACUGAGAUAAAGAAGUUACAAGGUAAAUUCUUUUCAGAAGAAGUCUCAGGAAAGGUGACCAGUUUGUCACGAAACUUGGGUCUCUUUGUAGACGAAGAUGGGAUCUUAAGAUGUAAAGGAAGAUUCGCGAAUGCUAAUUUAUCAUAUGAUAAGAGAUAUCCCAUUCUGAUUCCGAAGAAAUCACCCUUCACAACCCAGAUUAUACUAAAAACGCAUAGAGACAACUACCAUGUUGGGGUCCCACACACGCUAAGUAUAUUACGCGAAAAGUAUUGGAUCCCUCACGGGCGAGCUCAAGUACAGAAAGCUUUGAAGAGAUGUUUGCAGUGUGAGAAGUAUUCUGGAGGUCCUUACAAACUGCCACCACCACCUGCACUCCCCAGUGAAAGGGUUAAUUAUAGUUCUCCAUUUACCUUUACUGGAUUAGACUACCUGGGUCCGGUAUUAGUGGAAACAAAUACAGGCAGAGAAAAACGAUGGAUUUGUCUUAUGACAUGUCUAGCAGUUCGUGCUGUACAUUUGGAGUUAGUCAAGGCUUUGACGGCUGAGGAGUGCUUGCUAGCGAUACGGCGGUUCGUGGCGGCUAGAGGACCACCUAAAGUAUUGAUAUCGGACAAUGCACUACAGUUCAAGCUGACAAGUGAAGUACUAAUCCAUUCAUACUGCCAGGAGAAACAUAUCAAGUGGAAAUUCAUCACGCAGCUUGCACCCUGGCAAGGCGGCUUUUACGAAAGAUUAGUUGCACUGGUAAAGCACUGCUUGAAGCGCACACUUGACAAGCAUUUAUUAACAGACGGUCAAAUGCAUACAGUAGUGAAGGAGAUUGAGGCCGUAUUGAACACAAGACCUUUGACUGUAGUGGGUUCCGACCCAGAGGGAGUACUGCGACCAGCUGAUUUUCUAUCUCUAGGUCAGUGUCUAGAAAUAAACCCAGAUUUUGGUGAGGGAACUUCACAGGGCACCAAUACCAAAGUCGACUUGGUUGAAGGCUGGAAAAGAGGUCAGAGGAUUCUUAACGAAUAUAAAGAGAUGUUCACCAAUCAAUAUCUACCAAGUCUGCGGGACAGAUUCAGUCACUCUCAUAAACAACCGCGAGUGAUAUCAAAGAAGUCUCCAGAAGUCGGUGACAUUGUACAGAUUAAAAAUGAUUCCAAAAAUAGAAUCAAUUGGAAGGUUGGCAAAAUCGUAAGUUUAAUCCGAAGCCGUGAUGGUGAAUGCCGAGCAGCCAAAGUGGUAGUUGGGAAUACAGAGUUUACGAGAUCCAUAGCCCAUCUGUAUCCGUUAGAGUCUGAUAUGUACGGCCCAACGGAUUAUGCACUACCACCAUCACAAGACAAUGAGAUGGCAGAGACAUCAACUGUACCUAUGGAGAUGGUUAAAACUAUGGAACCUAUAAGGGCAUCAGAAACGAUAGUGUCACCCAAGCCUGAGACAGAAAUUGAUGAGUCAACAAUUCCUACUGAACCGGCAACCGAGAAAGAAAUUUCUGUGUUAGAUUCUGAUGGUAGUCCUACGCAUACUGAGCAAGCUCCCGCUGUUGAUACAUACGAGGCAGAAGUGAGAGAGCCAAGUGUUACGGAAGAACGGCCAGAGGAAGUGACAAGAGUAAGACGGAACGCUGCCAUUUGGGCUAGAGAACGAAUAGCCGAAUGGACGCGUCAGCUGAUGACGCUACUUGUAUAA